Molecule: messenger RNA, 2984 nt
Organism: Oreochromis aureus
Lineage: Eukaryota; Metazoa; Chordata; Actinopteri; Cichliformes; Cichlidae
Product: protein NLRC3-like
Exons: 3
Coding region: 1-1779 (592 amino acids)
Source: RefSeq, a predicted model, not a curated record
AUGGAGAAGGCCUUACCAGUGCAGCUGCUGCACAUGCUGGAGGAUUUGGGAAAAGAGGAGCUGGAAUGUUUCCAGUGGUACCUGCACAAUGAACCUGGAGAUGAUUUCACGACCAUCAAAAAGUGCCAUCUGGAGAACGCGGACAGACGGCAAACAGUAGAUGUGAUGGUGCAGGUGUAUUCAGACCAUGUGAUGGAGGUGGCGAGGAAGGCCCUCAGCCCAGGAUGCUUCAUCAAUUUCAUCAGAAGAGCAGUGCUGACAAAGGGAGUGGCUGGCAUUGGGAAAACAGUCUUAACACAGAAAUACACCCUGGACUGGGCUGAAGACAAAGCCAACCAGGACAUCCAGUUCAUAUUUCCAUUCACUUUCAGAAAGCUGAAUGUGCUGAAAGAGGAAAAGUUCAGCUUGGUGGAACUUGUUCAUCACUUCUUUAUUGAAACCAAAGAAGCAGGAAUCUGCAGCUUUGAAGACUUCCAGGUUGUGUUCAUCUUUGAUGGUCUGGAUGAGUGUCGACUUCCUCUGGACUUCAACAAAACUACAAUCCUAACUGACCCCAGAAAGUCCACCUCAGUGGAUGUGCUGCUGAUAAAUCUGAUCAGGGGUGAACUUCUUCCCUCUGCUCACCUCUGGAUAACCACACGACCUGCAGCAGCCAGUCAGAUCCCUCCUAAAUGUGUUGGCAGGGUGACAGAGGUCAGAGGGUUCACUGACCCACAGAAGGAGGAGUACUUCAGGAAGAGAUUCAGAGAUGAGGAGCAGGCCAGCAGGAUCAUCUCCCACAUCAAGACAUCACAAAACCUCCACAUCAUGUGCCACAUCCCAGUCUUCUGCUGGAUCACUGCUACAGUUCUGGAGGAUGUGCUGGAAACCAGAGAGGGAGGACAGCUGCCCAAGACCCUGACUGAGAUGUACAUCCACUUCCUGGUGGUUCAGGCCAAAGUGAAGAAGGUCAAAUAUGAUGGAGGAGCUGAGACAGAUCCACACUGGAGUCCAGAGAGCAGGAAGAUGAUUGAGUCACUGGGAAAACUGGCUUUUGAUCAGCUGCAGAAAGGAAACCUGAUCUUCUAUGAAUCAGACCUGACAGAGUGUGGCAUCGAUAUCAGAGCAGCCUCAGUGUACUCAGGAGUGUUCACACAGAUCUUUAAAGAGGAGAGAGGACUGUACCAGGACAAGGUGUUCUGCUUCAUCCAUUUGAGUGUUCAGGAGUUUCUGGCUGCUCUUCAUGUUUAUCUGACUUUCGUCAACUCUCGAGUCAAUCUGCUUAAAAAACAACAACCAAAACCAUGGUCUAAUUUAUUUAAAAAGAAAAUUAGUUUGAAAUCUUUCCACCAGAGUGCUGUGAACAAGGCUUUAAAGAGUCCAAAUGGACACCUGGAUUUGUUCCUCCGCUUCUUCCUGGGUCUUUCACUGCAAACCAAUCAGACACUCCUACAAGGCCUUUUGACACAGACAGGAAGUAGCUCACAGACCAGUCAGGAAACAGUCCAGUACAUCAAGAAGAAGCUCAGUAAAAAUCUGUCUUCAGAGAAAAGCAUCAAUCUGUUCCACUGUCUGAAUGAACUGAAUGAUCAUUCUCUAGUGGAGGAGAUCCAACAGUCAUUGAAAUCAGGAAGUCUCUCCACAGAUAAACUGUCUCCUGCUCAGUGGUCAGCUCUGGUCUUCAUCUUACUGUCAUCAGAAAAAGAUCUGGAUGUGUUUGAGCUUAAGAAAUACUCUGCUUCAGAGGAGGCUCUUCUGAGGCUGCUGCCAUUGGUCAAAGCCUCCAACAAAGCUCUGUAAGAACAUCUGUACUCACUUUACUUUUAACAUCCAAUUGUGCCAGUAAUUUAUUUCACCAGGCUUUCUGUCUUUGUAUGAAUUUGUACCCUAAAGUUUUGGAAUUUCUCCAAUACAACUGUAACUUCUUUGAUGGCUCAAGAACUCAGUGUGCUCGAGACUGAAUCAACCAUAAACUAUGAUCAUCACUGCUGCUGUUGCAUUAUCAGUCUUUGUUUAAAAACUGGGAGCUGCAUGUGCCUAAUGUUGUAAUACUUUAUAUUUACAUGCAUUCUCCUAGAUACAUUUCUACUGCAGGUCUAUUUUUAGUCACAAAUGUUGGUGAAAGGCUUGCUUUUACAUGCGUCGUGGCUCAUGCAUUAAACAAAGCAUUUGCAUUGAGAAUUUCUUAAUAAACAAAUUAUUUGAAUUAAUCGGUGAAUCAUUGCAGCCAUAGAAACAUCCUUAGUUUCACUUUUUUAAGCUUCGAUUUCUGGGCACUUCCCAGGAUGUACUGAGCAUUAUUUCUUCACCGACCUUUCUUCAAUUUCCAUUUGUUGCACCACUGUUAAACUGAAUUGAUUACGAAACUCUUCCUCUGUCUUCCACAGUGGGUUUUUUGUUUGUUUGUUUUUAGCCUGCUCCCUCCCCUCACUCCAAAUUGGUUGCAGCAGAUGGUUGUCCCUCCCUGAACCCGCUUUUCUUCCAGUUUUUCUUUCACACUGUUGCCCAGUGGGGGUUGUUAAAAUGUUGCUACAGACUUUGGUGCAGAACAUCAGUUAAUCUUCAAUCUGAAACUACCUGUUUUAGCUACUUCCCCUUUAAGCACACUGCAGCAAGGACCCCAAGCAGACACAUAGUUAUCAGUUCAUUUAGCAUCUUUUUAUUUUAACUGGGCAGCAAAUCCUAACAGUCAAGCUGCCCCGCAUACAUGUCCACCUCCUCCACUGCAAAAACCCAAAAAAGACACCAACGUCAGUCAUCCUGACCCAGCACACCUGUGUUUCAACCAUGCCUCCGUGCCGCACCGUCGAGCACAUUAGCUGCGUCCCAAUCCCCACAUGCUUCGUAGUACCCGCACUUUGCUGACUACGUGGCCCGCCACGAAGUGCGAGAAGGGUGGAAGUGAGAGGCUUGUGAAAUGGGACGGUCUGGCUAUCGUCUAUGGGCAGAAAUCUGUGCCAUCAGAAACUGAAUUUGAAUAAGUUAAAUUUGAAUUUGAAUUGCUU